AUGUUCGGAGUGCGCGGUACGAAUCCAGCAGCGGCCUUAGGCCUUUUUCCCCAACCCCUCGCCGCGCUGCCCGCGCGUGUUCUGGCGCCAAUGGACUCGUCGCGCGGCGACAUGCUCGCACAGCUGCGACACGUGGCUGCUGUCGAGGCGAGACGGGCGGCAGAACAGGUGAUUCUUCCCAGAGACUUCACCCUGACCAUUCCGCAUCCAGACAACUGUUUCCGCCCGUCCCCAAUCGACAGCGCCACCCCGUUAUCGUCACAACACCCCGUUAAAAUCACCAUUCGGUUGUUGUCCUUUGGCUACGUGGACACCCGCCCUGCAUACCACUCGGCCAGUGAGAUUUGGCCACGUGGGUACCAUGCAGUGUGGGAGGACCCUUUAGGAGGGCUGUGCCACAGCGAGGUGGUGGAGGGGGGCAGCGACGGCCAGGGGCGAGCGCGGGUUGGGGGGGUUGGGCAGGAGGGCGGUAGUGAGGGGCCGGUGUUCCGAGUUUGGAGGGAGGAUGCACGGGAGGAAGGCAGGCAGGCGGGAUGGGCGAUGGACGGGCAGCAGAGAGCAGUGGGUGGGGGAGAGAGAGAGGGUGAGAGUGAGGGAGCGGAGGGCACAAUGGGGGAGGAAGUGCAGGCGCUGCUGUGGGAUGGACGGGGCCCUGCGGGCGUGGGGGGGUGGCGGCCAGGGGGUGAUUCCUGGGCGGAGGGAGCGCAUGGGCGGGAGGUGGAUGGGGGGGAAGGGGACGGGGUGAUUGGUGGGGAGAGUGUGAGGGGGGUGGAGAUGGAGAGAGGAGGGUCGAGCAACGACACACGCUCACAGCUGCUUGGGGGUCCCAGGCCUGAAUGCAAGGUUCGGAUGGUGUGUGAAGGGCAAACGAGUCAGCAGGCUUGGGAGAGGUUCGGAGGGGAGUGGUGGGAGCAGCUGGGUGCGACAUGGAUGGGGAGGGCUGGGCAGGGCACGGCGGAGACGAGGGGGGAGAGUGGAGGGACGAGUGGAAGGCAGGCAGGAGGGGAGGCUGAAGAUGGAAAGAGUGGGUCUGGUUUGGGCGUGGCGGGUGAGGGGGGCGUGGGGGGCGUACAAGAAAGAGGGCAAGUGGAGGGAGUGGGAGCAAAGUAUGCGGGGUGGGAGGAGCAGCGGGUGCGCUCGCUGCUGCUGCUGGACAAGUACGGGCUCUCCCACCCACCCCUGCUCGCCCUCAUAGAGGGGCAGAGCGGUGCAGAGCGGUGCACAGGGUACGAGUUCAGGGAGGAGCGGUGGUGGAAGGAGCAGGCGCAGAGGGAGCAGGAGAGGCAGGCGAGGGGGGGCCGUGGGCAGCAGGACGAGCAGCACGAGGGGGAGGGGCAAGGGAGGGCGGGACAAGUGAGGGAGGGGCAAGAGGAGCAGGGGCAAGAGGGGGGGGAGAUAAAGGAGGGGUUGGGGAUGGCAAGCGGAGGGUUGGUGGGUGAGAUUCAGGCUGGGGCGAGUGAAGGGCGCGAGGGGGGCGAACGGGGGGGUGCAGGGAGGGGUGGUGGGGUUCAUGGGGCGGAGAGGUUGGGCAGGUGGGAGGGGGCGGAUGGGAGGAGAGGGGGAGCGGCGGUGGGAAAGGGUGUUGAUGAGGCGCCGUCAGCAGUGCCCCCUACAGCACUGCUGGGGCUCUCCCGCUGCGACAUGCUGCGCCUCAUUGAGGUGCACCACGCGCUGCACUCCUUCCUGCCCUGCCUUCCGCCGCCCUCCCCCCACUCCCCCCUCCUGCCCGCGCUCUCCCUCCCUGCCCUCGCCCACCACCUCGCCUACCCCUCCACCAAUCCGCCGGCGUCAGCUGGUGCAGCGAGGGGCGGCGGCGCCGUGAGUGGUGGCUCGCAUGGCGCGGGGCCCGUGGUGGCGCGCAUGCACGUGGCGCUGUUGCACGUGCUGCUGCCCGCCGCCAUGCCUGCUGUUGCUGCACGCGAGGUGAUUGGCGGGCGGGAGAGGGAUGGAAGAGGGAAGGAGAGGGAAACUGCCGAAACUGAAGUGAGAGUUGGUGUUGUGAGUGGUGGUCAUGGUGCUACCUCUGCUGCUGCUGCUGCUGCAUUGGGUUCUCCUGCUUCCCUCACAGGCGAGCAAACGGGCUUGAGUGCUGCUGCUGUGAACGAUGCCAGCUCCGACCUGCUGAUGUGUCCCAUUGAUGAGCUGACGUGGCCUGAGGUGGCAUGCAGGGUGCUUGCCGUCAGCAUUCCAUUGCUGCAAGAAGAAAGGAAGGAGCGGAGGGCGCGUGGAGGGGAUGAAAGAGACGGGAGGAGAGGGGCGAGGGGAGGGGGAAGGCGAAGGAGGGGGGCAAGCAAAAGGGGCGAAGCGGAUGGGGAGGAGCAGGUCGCCCGAGGCAGCAGGGAGGAUGGCAGGCAAGGGGUGCGGGGAGCGGGGGGGCAGGGAGGGGUGUGCGGGCGCAGCCCGUGGGAGCAGGGGCGGCUGACGCGGUGCAUCGCUGGCGAUGGCGGGCCGCUGCUGGGCCACUGGCUCGGCACCCCUGGUGCCAUGCACGACGCUGCUGCUCUUGCGGCAGCGGAGAGGCAGCUUGCGCUGGUGGCCGCCUCCCAGCUGCAUGCCACCGCCGCCACCACGGCUGCCGCUGCUGCUGCUGCGCCUGCAGGCAUGGCCACAGGAGGGCUGGGCAGUGCCGCAGGCAAGGGCAAGGCGGGCAGGGGGGCUGCUGCAGCAGCGUCAGGGUCAGCAGGUGAAGAGCAGGGAGGGAAGGACGCAGCAUCAGUGGCGGCAGACGAGAGGGUCAGCAGUGCGAGCCAUGCUGCUGCGAGUGCCCCUGUGCCCCAGGCGGCGGGGGUGAAGGAGGAAGCGAGCAGUGAAGGUGUGAGUGCUGCUCUCAGUGAUGCUGCUGGGGGACUCCCUGCUGCCGCAACUGCUGUGGCGCCUGGCCUGGGGGCACGCAGUGCGGCAGUGGCAGCAGCUGGUGAGACAUGGCUGUGCUGCGGUGCGGUGCGGGCGGGCAUGGGUGCUGUGGAUACUGCUGUGCGUCGUGCAUCGCCCCCCCAGUGGGUGGUGCUGCUGGAGCCCAUCCGCAAGAUGCAGACCAACGUCGGCGCGCGCAUCCGCAACUGCAUCCGCGCCGCCCUCGACUGCCACGUGGCGCCGCCCGAUUGGGCGUUGGAGCGGCUGCAGUGGGCGAUCAGCAAGGAGGUGUACAAGGGGAACGCGUCAGGCCCCACUAAGCGAGCGGCCAUCGAGGUGAUGGACAAGUUCCUCGCCCACCACCCCUGCGCUGCCGCUGCUUCUCCCUCUCCCUCUGCACGUGCCGCUGCUGCUGGAUGGAGUGGCGCCAAGGUGGAGACGGAUGCGGGUGGAGCGGCGAGGGGCGAGGGUGCUGCUGCCAGCAAGGGCACGGCGAGAGAGAAGGAUGCUGGGACGGCUGUGGGGAGCGGUGGGGCAGAGAGUGGCAGUGAUGGGGGCACCGGAGCACAUGGCAAGUGGCAGAAAGGCGGGGGAGCAGGCGGGAGUGAGCCCUGUGCUGGGGAUGCCGCCGCUGCUGCAGCAUUAGCACCAGACUCGGGGGCAGGCACCUCAGCAGAAGUGGCAGGGCGCAGCGGCCUGGCGGGGGGAGCAGCAGCGGCGGCAGCGGGGCCUUUGCUGUCCCCGCUGAUGCAGCAGUGCCGCGCGGUGCUGUGGCAGCUGGCCCUGGCGGACCACCUGCGCGCCUUCACCUACUUCUGGGGCGUGGGGCCUGUGGGACCCGUGGGGGAGGGCGGGCACGAUGCCGCACAGGAUGCAGGAGGGGCAUGGGCAGGGGGGCCAGGGGGGGCAGCGGAGGGCAGAGGGAGAGUGGGCAGCAGUGCAGGGCACGUGGGCAGCGAGGCGGGGGCUGGGAAGGGCGUGAGAGGGGUGGUGGGGAAGGGGUUGGCAGCGGCACUGCACGAGCAGGGGGGGGUGCGGGUGGCGCUCACAGGGGCGGCGAGCAUGAGAGGGAGCGACGGCACAUCAGGGGCGGCCCUGGCAGCGGCGACAGUGGGGGGUGCGGUGGGGGGGGAAGCGCGGAGGGCGGGGUGGGCGCCGCGGCAUGCAGUGGCGCGGCCCAUUGACCUGCGCACCAUCGAUGCACGCGUUGUCAUGGGCGCCUAUGGCCACUCCGCUGAGGGCUUCAUUGCUGACGUCAAACAGUUUGUCAAACUUGGGCUGGCUGGGAGGGUUGAGAAGGUUGGGAGGAUUGAGGGGGCUGAGAGGGUGUGUGGUAAGGUCAGCUGUGAUUCGACCCUUGCAUUCACAUCCCUUGCAUUCACAUCCCUUGCAUUCACAUCCCUUGCAUUCACAUCCCUUGCAUUCACAUCCCUUGCAUUCACAUCCCUUGCAUUCACAUCCCUUGCAUUCACAUCCCUUGCAUUCACAUCCCUUGCAUUCACAUCCCUUGCAUUCACAUCCCUUGCAUUCACAUCCCUUGCAUUCACAUCCCUUGCAUUCACAUCCCUUGCAUUCACAUCCCUUGCAUUCACAUCCCUUGCAUUCACAUCCCUUGCAUUCACAUCCCUUGCAUUCACAUCCCUUGCAUUCACAUCCCUUGCAUUCACAUCCCUUGCAUUCACAUCCCUUGCAUUCACAUCCCUUGCAUUCACAUCCCUUGCAUUCACAUCCCUUGCAUUCACAUCCCUUGCAUUCACAUCCCUUGCAUUCACAUCCCUUGCAUUCACAUCCCUUGCAUUCACAUCCCUUGCAUUCACAUCCCUUGCAUUCACAUCCCUUGCAUUCACAUCCCUUGCAUUCACAUCCCUUGCAUUCACAUCCCUUGCAUUCACAUCCCUUGCAUUCACAUCCCUUGCAUUCACAUCCCUUGCAUUCACAUCCCUUGCAUUCAAAUCCCUUGCAUUCACAUCCCUUGCAUUCACAUCCCUUGCAUUCACAUCCCUUGCAUUCACAUCCCUUGCAUUCACAUCCCUUGCAUUCACAUCCCUUGCAUUCACAUCCCUUGCAUUCACAUCCCUUGCAUUCACAUCCCUUGCAUUCACAUCCCUUGCAUUCACAUCCCUUGCAUUCACAUCCCUUGCAUUCACAUCCCUUGCAUUCAAAUCCCUUGCAUUCACAUCCCUUGCAUUCACAUCCCUUGCAUUCACAUCCCUUGCAUUCACAUCCCUUGCAUUCACAUCCCUUGCAUUCACAUCCCUUGCAUUCACAUCCCUUGCAUUCACAUCCCUUGCAUUCACAUCCCUUGCAUUCACAUCCCUUGCAUUCACAUCCCUUGCAUUCACAUCCCUUGCAUUCACAUCCCUUGUAGAUUCUCAUGUGGAUGAACGUGCGGGUGGGGUACAGGAAGCCGCACCCCAUCUUCCUCUCCAUGCUCCACCUCGCGCCGCUCUUCGACAAACUGCUCGCCUCCCAGGUGGGCUGCUCGCCUCCCAGGGCCUGUUCGCCACGGCUCCAAUGCUGCCCCCGCGCCUGCCAACGCCCACACCAGACAGGGCCGGGGGAAGGGGGCGGGAGGAUGGGGCAGGGGGGGAGGGAGCAGAGGGGGUGCCCCCGUGGGAGAGGGAGGGGUGCUUGGUGUGCGGGGUGGACGUGGACGAGCGCGCCGUGCUGCUGUGCGACGGCUGCGACCGCGAGUUCCACCUCUACUGCCUCCUGCCGCCCCUCGCCCGCGUGCCCCGUGGCCACUGGUACUGCCCGCUGUGCGUGCAGGGGGGCUGGGGGCGGGAGACGAGCUGGGGAGACAGCGAGGAGGAGGAGGAGCAGGAGGAAGGGGGGGGAGAGGAGGACGAGGAGGAAAGAGAGGAAGGAGAAGGAGAGGAGGAGGCAAGGGGCAUUGCGGGGCCCCCAUGGCAGCAGCAGCUGCUCCUGCUGAUGGCUCGUGGGAGGGACUCCCAUGCGCAUGGCGCGGAUGGGGGGCAUGCGGAUGGGGGUGAGGACGAGGAUGGGGAUGGAGACGAGAGUGAGAAGAGUGUGGAGGAGGUGCGAGGGAGUGAGAAGAAGAGGGGUGGAAGGACAAAGCGGUUGACAGGGGGCAAGAGAAGUAGGACUCAGAAGCAUGCUGUGGACGGGUUUGGAGCGGUGGAGAGGGGUGAGCGGGAAGAGGAAGAAGGCGAGGAGGAGGUGGAGGGAGAGAAGGAGCAGGGCGAGGGAGGGAUGGAAGAGGAGGAGGAGGAGGAGGAGGAGGAGGAGGAGGAGGAGGAGGAGGAGGAGGAGGAGGAGGAGGAGGAGGAGGAGGAGGAGGAGGAGGAGGAGGACACAAAGGAAGAGGGCAGGGAGGGGAGUGAUGGGGGAAGUGGGGAGCGGCAGGAGGUGGUGGAAGACGGGGGGGCAGGGCGCAUGCAGCUGUGGUGCUCCAGUGCCGCGCUGCCCAGGCUGAGAGGCGUGCACGGAGAGAAGCAGGAGGCUGGUGGAGCCGUGGUGUUCGUCGGAUCGGAUGAGAUCGGACGGCUGUUCUUUGUGGUUACCAUGAGCAGUGAUGGAAGCACAGGUCAUGAUUUUGCAGCUGGCAACGAUGCUGCAGCAGGGGGAGCAGCAGGGGGAUUAGCAGCAGGGGGGGCAGCAGCAGCGGUGCUGGUGUGGGGGGCGUGCCGCCAUGCAGCUUGCUCGCGCCGUGUGGCCCUCGGGGCCGCGCUGCUCGCCUCUGCCACCGCUGCUGCUCGUGGGGGCCUUGGAGCUUGUGAGGGGGCUGGAGGCGAGGGCGAGCAGGGAGAGUGGCGGUGGUAUGUGUGGCGGGGUGAUGCUGCUCUGAACAGGGGUGGUGCCACGGGGACAGGAAGGGACACGCUUGGUCAAACAAUGGUUGCCUCUGCCUCUGCUGCUGCUGACGUGGAUGCUCUUCUUUCCUCAAUUGCUACAGCAGCAACACCUGGCAGCCAGCUGGCAAGGGUUCACAGCCGGGUGCAGCAGGUGCUACAUGAGCAGUGUGGUGGGCGUGUGUCUGAAGCAGCAUGUGAGCAGCAGGCAGGCAGGCCCGUGCAUGCACAAGAGCCGCCCCCUGCACACCCCGCACAUUCCUCCCUCUCCCCCUCAUUCGUGCCACCCCUGCACUCGCUCCCACUCCACGCUACUGAACCGCCCACCAAGCUGCCCACUGAGCCAACUUCCGAGCUGCUUACCCAGCCAUACACCCCAAGCCUCCGCACCCUGCGAGCUAUGGCCUUUCUGGAAGAGCGGUUCGGAGCGGUGGAGAUGGAUGGUACCGUGGCAUGGGGAGGGGAGGGGGACGGGGGGAAGGAGGGAGGCAAAGGAGAGAAGGGGAAGGGCAGAGGAGGGGAGAAAGGGGCGGCACACAAAGGCGCUCUGGGGGCGACAGGUGGCGGUGCAGGGAGGAGGGGCGUGUGGCGGUGUGAGUGCUUGGAGCUGCAGUGGGCUGCCAGGUGGCACUGCGUGAUUUGCCACGAGACUUACAGCGCCAAGGCGGAGUUUGAAGGGCACAAGCGGGCGUGCCGGCUGAGGGCUAAGGGGGGGCUGUGGCACCAGGGUGUGGGGGAGGAGGAGGAAGAUGCAGGGACUGUGUUCGACCCCCUCACCACUGCUGACCUACCACCUGCUGACGUGGCAGCUCGUGCAGCUGCAAGGCAUCAGUGUGAUGCUGAUGCCAUCUUUCCACCUGGCACACUCAAGCUGUGCGACGUCAUGGCCACUCCACCAGCUGCCACGUCACCAGUUGACUCGUCACCAGCUGCCACGUCAACAGCUGCCACGUCACCAGCUGCCACGUCACCAUCCGCAGAAGAAGCAGUAGCCCCAAGUAUGGCAGGUGGCGGUUCUGUGGGGCAGGCACUGGUGGGCAGGAGCAUGGCGACGCUGGGCGAUCGCAUGAGGGUGUGGAGCGGUGAACAGGGCGACGAGGCUUGCAGCACAGUGCAGCAGGGGCACGUGGUGGCGCAGAAGAGGCAGCGAGGGGGCGAGAAGGGCGGCGAGGAGGAGCUGCUGAGCGGCUGCCAGCUGCUGGAGAGGCGUGUGGGAAAGCGGCGGAAGAAUGGCGAGGGGCGAGGCAGGGGGGAGAGUGGAAUGGCGAGAGGAGGGGAGACUAUGGAAGGUGGAGAGGGAGCGAGGAGGGGAGAGCACGCAGCAGUGGUGGGAGAAGGCACGGGAGGUGUGGUAGUGGCAGAUGGCAGUGGUGCUGCUGCCUCUGCCGCACUGGCUUCGCCUGCACUCAUACACUCCGUGGCGGCUGCUGCUUUGCCUGCCUCUGCUGGUGCUCCUGGUUUGAGCGGUUGUGGCACUGCCACUGCCUCUCAUGCUGUUGCUGCCAUUGCCAUGACCAUGGGUGGCGAUAUGGAGAAGGGCGGUGAUGCGGGCAGUGCGGGCAGUCAGGGCAGUGAGGGCAGUGGGGGUGCAUGGCAGCGGAGUGGCAGCAGUGGCGUGGAGGAGUGGGACGCACUGUGUGGCGGGCUGCCGCCCCUACAGCACCUCCCACAGGACGCCGCGCCUCCACCUGCCACUGCUCAUGCACCUGCCACUGCUCCAGUCACUCUUGCUGUGCCGCCUGGCACUGACUUGGAUGAGUGGGCUGCAGGCAUGGAGGGGACAGGCAUGGAGGGGACAGGCAUGGAGGGGACAGGCAUGGAUGGUGUGAGUGUGGAUGGCUGGGGCAUGCAGAGCAGCACAGCUGGUGUCCUGUCGCGGGAUGUGACCUCCCCCGUGCCUCAACCCCCCUCCGCCAGCCCCUGGGACCACGUGCCACUGCCACCCGACGCCACCACCACACCUGACGUCAGCAGCAGCAGCUCCCGCGCCCUCAGCACCUCUCCACCGCACCCAACCGCUCUCCUCAUCCGCCACAUCUCUUUCAGCCAGCAGCCACCCGCCAUCCUCGCGGCCGCCCCGCACCUCCGUUCCCCUCCUACGCCUGCUCCCCUCCCACUGCCCUCCCCGCCCUCGCCUGCCUUGGCUGCUCCAGGUCAUCUGGGAGGGGGUAUGGGUGGGGCUGGAGGUGUGGCUGUGAGUGAUGGCAAGGAGGGGAGCGAGGGCGGGGCGGGGGGCGAGUGGGAAGAGGCGGUGGUGGGGGUGCUGAAGCGCGAGCUGCUGGACGUGGAGGCGGCGGCGGGCGUGGAGGCCAUGGACGGCCCGCGAGGGCGGUCGGGCAGGCGCCGUGCAUGGCGGGCCAUGGUCAAGCGCGCUGAUGCCCAGCACUGGCGCCACCUGCUGCACGCCUGCAUCCUGCUUGAGCUCGCCAUCCGGGCCGACCGCCUCGCCCUCGGCUGGCGCUUCUGGUGCUCCCCGGCUGCCGCCGCCUCCUGCGCCACGCUCUCAGCGCUGGCCCUGCGCGUGCGCGCCCUGGACCGCGCCAUAAUCUACUUCAAGGGGCCCCUCCGCCCUGCCGCUGCCGCACGCGCCCCGCCCCGCGCCCACGGCGGUGGGGGCGAGGCCAAGGGAGCAGCAGGGGGGGUGGUGGUGGAGAGCAAGAGGGGUGCGGCGGUAGCGGCGGCGGUGGUGGCGGAGGAGGAGGCGGAUGUGGUGGAGGUGUCAGCUGCGAGUGGCGAGGGGGAGGGCGGCAGUGGCAGUGUGGAGUUUGACAUGUUUGACGAGGAGACGGGCGCCGCGGCGGAGGUUCUUGAGAUGCUCAAGGCGCUGGGCUGA
Molecule: messenger RNA, 9498 nt
Organism: Closterium sp. NIES-65
Lineage: Eukaryota; Viridiplantae; Streptophyta; Zygnematophyceae; Desmidiales; Closteriaceae
Source: the annotation of a GenBank genome assembly